GCAUAGAAUGUGGGACAGGAUAAUGUAGGUAUCUUAGGAAACAAGAAGUAAACCUAACAUUGGAUUCAGAUGUGCCUUCAUGCCUUGAAAUGCUGUUCUCUGUGAUAAACAACAUGAUUUACUCUUUGUCCUAUUUGACGCCCCCUUUCCUGAAAGACUUCCAAGGGGAAAUAUUUUGAACCCGCCCAAUGAAAUUUCUAUCAUAGAAGAUCAUAGAAGUUCUCUUAUGUUUUGAUUUGUUUUCUAGGCUGCAUCAGUGCAUUAAUGUCUGCAAAAUAGAAGAACAUUUGUCGUCUUAAAUCAGACAGACAGACCUCUGUAUCUGCUCUGACAUGAAGGCAUUUCUGUCACUGUCAGUGCUGUUGGCUCUCAUAAGAGAAAACAUCGGAAAGCCCACAGUCUUCAUUCUCCAGAGGUAUCCUUUAGUUUAUGUUGGAGAUGACAUCACUUUCAAAUGUAAGGGCACUUCUAAGCCGAUAACAUGGAAAAUCAAUGAUGUAGAGCAAUCAAAUAAGAAUUCCUUAAUGGUUCUAAUGAUGGUAACACCAAAAAACAAUGGGAAUUACACAUGCGAAAAGAACGGAGAGAAAAGCGAAGCAUUUAUACUCACAGUACUGGUGUUGGAGCCGCACGCCCAGUUAUCUCUGCCCAUAGGGGGCGCUGUGAUCACUAAAGGUGAAGCGAGGAUCCUGACACUGCAGGUGGAUGAGGAUUUGGACAAGUGGAAGUGUUCUGCAUUCAGGAAUAAUGUUGGCUACAAACUUGAAGUGACUAAAAACAAGACAAUGAACAUGGGCACUGUGUAUGCAGACUUACAAGAUACACAAAGAGCAACAUUCUGGUGCAUGAAGAGUCAAACUAAACACAGGAGCAAUGCACUUACACUGAAGAUGACAGAGCGUUUGGUAAUGUUGGAACCUCCAGUUGCACCUGUGUUUAAGGAUGAAACCAUUACUCUCAGGUGUGCUGUGUGGGGCGGAGCCGAAGUGACACAUGCCGAUUUCUAUAAGGAUAACAAAAUCGUAAAUAGUAAAGAGAUAGUAAAAAGUGAGGAGUAUAAAAUCACCAAUGCCACAGAGUCAAAUAAUGGUGAAUACAAAUGUAUCGCCACCUACAAAUACAGUCACAUUUCUUCAGCGGCAGCCACACACAAACAUGAGUCUGAUCCACAAGAAUUAAAAGUUAUAGGUGGACCUCCAGUUGCUGUGUUAGUUAUAGACGAUCAGGGAUCUCUGCAGUGUUCCUGUGAACAGUGUGAAUCAGUCUGUGAGACAUACGAAUGGUAUUACACUGAUAACUCGGGUACACGCACAAAACUACAAAAAGAGACUGAACAGGACAUUGAUCCUACAGAUAGGGGAUCAUACAUCUGUCGAGUAGCCUGUCAGGAUGGAUUUUCACGAUUCAGCACUCCUCACGUCUUCCCAGGACCCUUGGAUGGAGUGGGAGGACGGAUGGUGGCAGUUGUUUUGGCAGCAAUUCUGAUUAUUCUUGUGUUGGUGAUCAUCAUUCUGGUGGUGUUGAAAUGCAGGCGCAUUAGAGGAAUGCAUUCACUGAGACAGGGCAAAGAGACAAAGAAAGACAAAUCAGAGGAUAAAGGCGUCUACCACACGCUGAAGGCCGGUGAGGGAUCGGGCGAGGGAUCGAGUCAGGAUCAGGAUCAGGGGGGAAAUGAGGCUCUUCAGAAUGUAAAAGCCCAGGUGUACCAAACUCUGAGUUCAGAUGGGUCAGGAAAACCUAAAGAAGAAGCAGAGGGAGGAUACGAACAGUUGCCACAGAAAAUCUGAGAUCUUACUAUAUAACCCUUAGAAACCCCUAGAAACAUUAGUAAAGUGUAUUUUCCUAUACAACCUCGAGAACCACUAGUAACUAGUAGUUUUUUAUUUUUCUACUAUGUACACCAAGUAUUAUAUACACAAAAAGUAUUCUCACCACUGAGUUUGAAAAGUUUAGGAAUGACUACUAUAUCUUAGUUAAAAAGUAUGUAAGAAAUCUAUACAUGAUCAAUUAAAUAUUGCAUGUUUAAAAAAGACAAUAACACCAUAUUGUAUUAAAAGUUUAUUGAAAUAGAGUAGAGAAAAAAAACAUAUAAUAAUAUUAAAAAAAUUAUAAUGCAUUGUAAAAGAUAGACAAAGGAACAAAGAGUGAGUUACCAUUAGAUAAGGCAUGAUGUCUUGCGGGAAAAAAAGGAUCACGAAGAAGAGGACGGAGAGAACACGAAUAUAAAAAACAAAGAAAUUCAUAAGGGUUAUAUAGGAUCCAUGAAGGGGGUUCACAAGACUGUGAUGUCAUAGGGGAUUGGACUUGGCCACUAGUCUAUAAAAGGAUGAAGUUUUGAUGAGUCUGACAAAAACUGGAUGCAACCGCCGUUUAUUCAGUGUCUGACAAUCUGAAGCUUACAUUUAGUUAUUUAAUAUUUACAUUUAGUUAUACCACGGGUCUGUUGAAUGCUGUAUUCUGAUUGGCUGAGAAAUGUCCCGUGGGUAUGCAUUAAUUUCUGAUAACCGCACACCUUACUUGUCAAAUGUCUUAAAAAUAGACACCAGAGCAAUGUUUGUGGUAACCGUGGUAUAAGAGGAAUAAUUGACUCCGGUCCUUUGAAUUAUUUGAAAAUAAUGCACACCCGCAGUGUAACGGCAUUGCACCUUGGGUGUGCAUUAUUUUCUUAUAACUCAAUGGCCUGUCGUCAAUAAUUCCUUACUUAUUCAGCAGACGCUUUGUCUAAAGCGACUUACAAAUGAGGUAAACAAUACUGUAGAAGCAAUUAUAGCAACACAAGAACAACAAUUCAUAAGUUCACUAGAACUAGUCUUAUCAAGUCUAAGUUUUGUUUAAUAAUGACAGAGAAGAUAAAGAUGAAGCUAGAAGAAUAGAAAAAAAAAAAUAAGUGAGGUGCUGGCGGAGGAGAUGGGUUUAUAGCCGAUUCUUAAAGAUGGCUACAGAGUCAGCAGAUCAAUCUUUUAGGAACCUUUGAAUAGCGUGUUAGAGUUUGUACUUUGUUUUUUUACUUAAUUGAAAACAAAAAUUGUACUAUCAUUAAAUAAAAAACAUAUAAAAGACAAGAAGAGGUCUGCUUGCUUCUACUAAGUUACCCUAGCGGUAACAAACAACCUACUGUAUGGAGGAACUAUUUUUAUUUGCACUAUUGCUUUAUUUUAUGUAUUUUAUUAUAUUGCUGUGUGACUUUUAACUUAAAUUCUGCUUAUUUUCUAGAAUUGUGUAAGGCACAGUCUUUUAUGGAUGAUAAUAAUGGGUUUAACUUAAUUGAUCAAAAUGUGCACAGCUGUUUAUUCAAUAUUUGUAGUGCAACGCAUCGGUGUAGUUCUGUCGUUAUCCAUAAGAUGGAGACAAACUAACAAAACUGAAAUGUUGUCUUGUUGAUGCUCGCAUUUACCACAGGAGGUCACUGGAGCAUUGAUGUGGUUUAAUAGAGAUUGGUAGCUUUGACUUUGUAAAAUUUUCUACUUUUUUACUCGAGCAAUAAUCUAUAGCAUGUGGAAUAUAUAAUAAAUUGAUUU
Molecule: messenger RNA, 3518 nt
Organism: Paramisgurnus dabryanus
Lineage: Eukaryota; Metazoa; Chordata; Actinopteri; Cypriniformes; Cobitidae
Biological process (GO): immune response; cell surface receptor signaling pathway
Cellular component (GO): external side of plasma membrane
Molecular function (GO): transmembrane signaling receptor activity
Source: RefSeq, a predicted model, not a curated record